GAGAUAUAAACUUCAAAAGGUGCUAUUAUUGACAAUUGCCCUUUUAAGAGUUUAAUCUAUAUUUUAAAAUAUUGGAUACUCAUUUAGUUCUUAAUUCAGUUUCAGUCCGAAAAUAUAAGAUUCGUCAUUCUGAUAUUUAUUUCAGUUCUGAAUAUAUGUGUCCAGACCUACAGAAAACGGUAACAAUGAGAAAUAUUUUAUUGAUUGUUUUGUUGUUGCCAACAACACUAAGAGUUAAAAAUUACAUUCCUUCGGCUUACAGCUUUAAAGUAAGUAGAGUAUAAAAGUUCAACACUACAGAUUACAGUGUUUAAUUUUUUUUUGUGUUAGUCACAUUUUGUCAAAAAUGUUGAAUACAAGGAAAAAUGUUAAAAUGACAUUAUUUAUGAAAAAUAUGUUUUUCCACAAAUAUUUGAAUAUCAUAAAGUGAUUGUCUUAGAUAGAUAAUGCAAUUUAUAACUUACAAUCCACGCCAAUAAGAUCGUUACAAAACGUUAAAUACAUGCAACGUGAGGUAAUAACUCUUUUUUAAGGUAAUAAAUAACUUGUAUUGCUUUGUUGAUGCAUAUUAGACUUAAAGUCAACAUCUUGUUGGUAUAGGAUGAUCAUUUCAUGCAAAACAAUCCAACCACAUUUAGUGCCGGUUCUAAACUAAUAUUUUUACAUUGUCACAAGUUUUAUAUUGCUAAAUUUUAUAGAGAGUAUACAUUUUUUGGUGUUACAAAAUAAAUUAUAUAAAAAAUUUAGGGACCACUUGUCCUAUCUGCUAUCAAACAAGGCCCGCCACAUUGUUAAGGAGCAUGAGUUAAGAACUAAUUUACAUUGUUCUGGUUCAUAGCCUAAGGAGACUGUAUACCUAAGGAACAUGACUCCAAAGUGAAGAAAAAAAUUAUUAUCUCUUCACUGCAAGUCUACAACAUGCCUAAAGUUCAAUGACCACUUGUCCUAUCUGCUAUUUUUUUUUUAAUUAUACAGGGGUAUCUUGACUCCACAAAAAUAGUCCAGACUAGUCACGUAUUGCCACGUAUCGGUCCUCUGUCCCUGGCUAUCAAACAAGGCCCGCCACAUUGUUUAGGAGCAUGAGUAACUAAUUUACAUUGUUCUGGUUCAUAGCCUAAGGAAACUAUAUACCUAAGGAACAUGACUCCAAAGUGAAAAAAUAAAAUUUAUUAAAGGCAUCUCUUCACUGCAAGUCUACAACAUGCCUAAACUUCAAUGAAAGCUGAAGCCAUAGACAUUCACGGAUGUCCAUCAUCACUAUUGGAAACAUCAUUUUCUCGCCCUCUUCAGUAAAGACAUCAUCAGCUUAGUUUGGUCUAAGUACAAGUUUAAGUUUUCUUGGUGUAAAGAAUUGCUAUUAGUGUAUGAUGUUUCAGCGAACGACGGCUAUGGUAGACUUUCGUCCUUAUAGUGUCAUCUAAACAUUGUAAACUGUGUGCUCUUGUUUUAUUUUUGUAAUGUUAAUUACACAAUUUCCUUUUUCAUCAUAAGAUAUUGCUGACGAGAAACAAAAACGAAAAGGUUGUAAAAUCAAUUUAGUACAUAAAUGAUUAUACUUUCGACCAUAUUUUUCUUGCUAAAACAUAAAGAAAAUAUUUUUUUCAGCCAUAAUAAGGAUUUGUUUUUGUCAAGAACAUAAAUCCUGCAGACUUGGAUUAGAAUUACUGGUGAUAUGCUAGUAACAUUAACAACUGGGUUUCAAAUAACUGUCUACGUAGUAUUGUAGACAGCAACAUAUCCAUGAAAGAAAGAAAAGUCAUCGAAGAUUACUUCAAAAUUCAAAAUGCUUGCAUGACAAUUUUUUUUUUCAAGAACAAAUCACGCCUUUAAACAAUAAUCAUUUAUGCUGCCACAAUUCACGGCGUUCGAACACUAAUUGGAUAUGAUUAUAGGUGGUUAUUUAUCCUUUUUGACAUUUUUCAUUUGACCCUUACAAACUAACUUCGAGUGUUCCCAUCCAAAAUCGCGAACCAUCAAACUAAAAAUUUAGCAUCAGUUUUCUUUUUUAAGUAUUAGAAAUAUCAUUCGUUUUUCUCAAAAUAGUUUGAUCGGGAUUGUUAGUUAAAAAGGUCAAAGGUGGUUAGUUGAUUAAAAGAAAGCUGUUGGAACAAAAGGGAACGUCAUAGGAAUAAGUGGUUCCCAUGUGGCCUGCGUCUAUAUCGUUAUGUACUCUAAUUUUAUUUUCUUGUUGAAGUAAUUGAGCGUAGAUUUUGAGCCAAUCUCGCCACAAAUUUCUACCAAAGUUAAAGUCCAUAAUUAACUCAGCUCAUCAUUAUGUUUUUCAUUUAAUGGUGUUUUUUAAAAAGUGACCCUCCUCAGUCCUCAUAGAUAAUGGCGAUGGAUGUUUUCUAAAAGAAGACAACAGAAGUUGUUACGUAUACCCCCAUCACAUUCUUGACAAAACAUCCCACAUAACGAUACUUCACAUCUUAUAUGGGCACUAAUUUGAUAGAUUGGAUGGUUAGUUCCACAUAAAUAGACGGUGCCACACAAUUAUGAUUUUUGUAUGAAAAUGUUAAGAUUUCCAAAUGUAAUCGACGAAAAUCAUAUUAAUUGAAGAUUCAAAGCCAAAAAUGAAUAAAUGAUUUUGGGAUGAAUGGUGUUUAUUUAACUGUUGCGUGACCGAAUUUUUCUCUAAUUAACGUAAUACUUUUGGUAAGGCAGAUGGAAAAAAGCAUCCUAUAAUCGCAAAAGAAAAGAAAGUAGGCCAAUCUCUAUGAAAUACGGAAAUAAACUUCUUAACUACUGCUUUGAUCUCCAAUAUAUAGAGUAUCGAGCAUUUGUGACGCAGUAUAAAACAAUGCUGAGUACAUAAUUAAGUCUACAGUUCCUUUACGAUGUAGCUGAUCAUCAUGGUAUGUGAAAAUAUAUUAGCCUAAAAGGCUAAAACAUAAUCAAUAAACUCAACAUAUAUCAGACAAAAUGAUUAGUAGCAACCAGGAGCGGAAUCUAGUAAAAAAAGGUGUGGAUGCACUUGCCCCCAUUAAACUUUUUAAUACUAUUUGUUAAAGCAAAUUGUUAGAUUAGCUUAUUUUUCUAUAAAGAUGUUAAAGUACCUAGAACUAAUUAACGUUACAUAUUUUACACGACAAGACAACAUAUCUAAAAUUUACUUUAAAUAUGAUCUUAAUAUAGAUUGAUAGCUACUCCUUCCCUCUAGAAAGAAAUAUCUUAUUAUUUAAUAUUUACGCAUAUUAAAAAUAUAAUAAAUAUUUACAAUUAAUUAUCAACUAAUAGUAUUUAAUCAAUUCAAAUAUUUUUAAUUAAUAUUUUUUAGAAUAUAUAUAACUUAUCGUUAUUAACCAUUAAAAAUACUUUAAAAUUCUAGAAAAUAUAUUAUUUUGAAACAAAAAAUAACUCUAGAAAAUCAUACUUUUGGGUACGGAGAGAGCAGUAUGUUACUACUGGUAAUUUAGUAAAUUCCACAAACGGAUGGGCAAAAUUGUCAAAUAAACUUUAUGCUGCCUACAUAAACAGCCAACCAUUCAACUAAACUCUUUGCCAGAACAAGAAGGAAAAACAGCAAAGAAACUCUAAAACUAUAGUGAAGAUGGUAAGCCAAAAUCUUACGGCGACGUUGCUCCUCUUCACCACCUUUCUCUUCAUUUCCCCAUCAAUCUCAGACGUUCAUUCUCCUCCACAACUGAACUCAACAACCAACGAUCUAAUUUUCAUCCGAACAAGCUGCAACGCUACUCUAUACCCAGUCCUCUGCUUCAACUCUCUCGCCGGCUACGCCUCCGCCGUUCAAAACAGUCCUGCGAGGCUAGCAAAACUCGCUAUCGGAGUUACCAUUUCAAAAGCUAAAUCAACGGCUAUUUUGCUUUCCAAGUUCUCGCGCUCAGCAACCAAAGUCAAAGACUGUGCUUCUUACCUUAAAGACGCACUCGACGAGAUGAGAGAUUCUCUCCGAACACUACGCAACAUUAGCCGCGGAGUAGGCAUUGGUGCGGCUCCGUCUUCUGUGGAGAGGUUUAGGUUCAAGAUGAGUGAUGUGCAGACGUAUAUGAGUGCAGCAUUGACGUAUGAGGAUACAUGUACGGACGAAUAUGAGGAAAUGGAUGAAGCUGGAGGGACCAAGACGGCUGUUUAUGAUCGGGUGAAUAAUCUGAAGAGGUUAACUAGUAAUGCUCUUGCGCUUGUUAACAGUUAUGCCAAUAAUGGAGCUCCAUGAGAUGAGAUCAUGAAAGAGUUUUUUUUAACUUUUAAUUUAAAUGUUUCUUCUGAUGAUUUUCUUUACUUUGUUAAAUAUUUCUUUUGAUAAUUUAGUAUACUAUGGGUUUUAAACUUUUAAUUAUAAAUAUUUCAUAGUUGAGUUCAGUGUGGAUUUGGAUACAUGUUAUAUUGCCAGAUUUUUCGUGUGAUUUAUUAGGCAACAUUAGCUAUUAUUCAUCA
Brassica rapa (field mustard) is the source of this 4395-nucleotide messenger RNA. Its product is annotated as pectinesterase inhibitor 11-like. Gene Ontology annotation, molecular function: enzyme inhibitor activity. The record is from RefSeq and is a predicted model, not a curated record. Gene Ontology annotation, biological process: negative regulation of catalytic activity. NCBI's taxonomy places the organism in Eukaryota, Viridiplantae, Streptophyta, Magnoliopsida, Brassicales, Brassicaceae.